AACCCUUCUCAAGCUCAGCCAACCCGAGGCUUGUGAUAAUAAACUCAAACCACACUCUUUCAAAUUGAGACCAUCGUAUCGAUGUCCUUAUAACGAACUUUUCCUUUUCACUCUUUCAGGACCAAAGGUCCAACUACUAUUCACGAUUAUUUCGAUUGCUUUCAUUUGUCCGACAAAUUUUCACAUACCCCUGGAUGAGCCUCUGACCUGUUGACGACCUGGAGUUCUUUGCUUUCUCUUUCCCAUAACCGGCAUCUUGUAUAUCGCUUCCUACUAUCUCGACUCACCCAACUCUUCUUGGAUUGGCAACAUUUACUUUAUCAACUACUACUACCUUCUUCGCUCCUGGCAGCUCUAGCUCUCUGUACAAGCACUCAAAAAAGUAUUUCAUCAAUUUCUUCAAGAAGCAUUCCGAUACCCCUUUUCUCCCUUUCCAAAUAGACAUCAGGUAAGGGGGGGAAAGAACUAUACAGCUUGUACGAUCAUCCGUGGUUACAUCUGAUUUACUUCGUCUCACCUCGAUUAUUUGUCUCACGUCGAGACAACGGUCAUGGAAUGCUUAAGAAACAAGUUUCAAGACGGCGUUUUACUAGACGGGAGAUUUCAAACCCUCUCCCCUCUUAAUCAUGGAUCUUUUGGAAUGGUGUUCAUGGCAAGGGACUUGCAAACCAAAGAGCUCGUUGCCAUCAAGUGCUUAACUAAGAAGGCAGCUGCCGACGGAGCCGGCAUCGAAUUUGCGGUCGACGAGAACUCCGAGGAGCUACUUUCCCACCGGCUACUAGGUGCUCAUCCCAACAUCGUUAACUUAAUCCACUCGUUCGAGACCGACUCCCAUGUGUACCUUGUCCUCGAAUACUGCUCGCGUGGUGAUCUGUACGAGGCCAUUCGCACUGGACUUGGCCCCCUGGAGACGGAACACGUCCGCCAGUUCAUGAUCGAACUAGUCGAUGCUGUUUCGUAUAUGCACUCGAAAGGCAUUUACCACCGAGACAUCAAGCCCGAGAACAUCUUUCUCACCGAGUCGGGUUCGAUGAAGCUUGGCGAUUUUGGGUUGGCUACCACGGACCGAUGGAGCUACGAGAAUACGGUCGGGAGCGACAGAUACAUGUCACCUGAGCAAUACGAUUCGGCCGGAGCCGGAUACUCGCCGGCCCAGGCUGACAUCUGGGCGAUCGGUAUCUGCCUUCUAAACAUUCUCUUUUCUCGAAACCCCUUCACUACCCCGACCGAGGCUGAUCCCUUGUUUCUGGACUUCUCUCGUGACAAGCAAUCUCUUUUCGAUGUCUUCCCUACCAUGUCCCAGGAUACGUACGAAGUCAUCGUCCAGUGCAUGAAUCUAGAUCCUAAGAAGCGAUCCCUGGUCGGUGCUAAGAACGCCCUCCGCCGCGUUGUCAGCUUCACCACCCUCGAGGAGGCUCUGGAUGACUUCUGCACGACUGAGCGUUCGACUGUCGCCACCGCCAACCGCGAGCCGCUCCGGACUCCUUCGAUCCAGAGCCCCCAGCUGGACUCAGGCGUCUUCCCGUGGGCCAAGGCCCUGCACGCAGCCAUACCCCAGGCUCUCCGUCAACUCAGCGCCAUCCCCGACGACGAAAGUUACACGGAGGAUCUGUUUUCCAAGUCCGCGGAUACUACGGACUGGAUGUCUGGUUCUGCUCUGACGCCAUCGAUCUCGUCUGUCCUGACUUCCAACCUCGCGGCAUACACGAGCUCGCUCAACGAGUCGCGCCCUAUGGAUAUGCCUGGCCGUGCUGUUGCCAGAGCGUCUCCGAUGACCGGCUCGUUGCCUAUCACCAUGUCGAGGCCCAAGCCUACUCUUAGUGCUAUGUCGAUGGUGUUUGGCCGCCAGAAGGAUACCGUGUCGAAGAGCUGGAGCGACAUGUGGGACGAGGAUGUGGAGGAAGACGAAGAGGAGCGCGCCCGUCAACUACAAGCGCUCAAAGAGCUUAACUCUAGGACCUGGAGUCAGGAGAGCAAGGAGGCUACUAGGACUCCGCGGCAGGAUCAGGUAUCCUUGCACCAGGCGCCAGCGUCUGAUGAUGAGAAGCCAGAGGCUUCGCAUGUGAACGAUACCAUUUCAAAUGACAUUGAUGGAGACCUAGUUGCGGAUGGAUUUUUCUUUCACGAGCCUGUUGCUGUUGUACAGCCUGAGCACUUCCCUACUCGGUACUCGCCUCCGUCGAAGCGAAGCGGCGUCGACAAGUGGGCGGUUUUAGGGGAACGCCGCCGGGCAUACGCAGGAGCACCGGGGCCCAAGUCGCCGGAUUUUUCAACGAAAUCCCGACGUCAGUUCGGUAUUGGAUUUAAUACUUUACCAGGAGGAAUAGGAAUUUGGGACCAAGCCAAUCAGCAAAACCACAAAUGGAACCGGGAUCAUCACUCGGCAUCACGCGAAUGCCCAUGGAACAAGGGUCGAGACUGGAACUGGCGUAAGGAGAGACGCCACGAUUUCGGUGACGUCGAGUGGGUUGGCCACUGGCAGGAGGCUCAUUAGAGCAUUUUUCUUCUUUUUAAACUCCUCGCCGGUGUCGCCACUUGUAGUUGUGCUCAUCUUUCUACCACCACACGGGAUGUUU
Messenger RNA from Daldinia vernicosa, 2576 nucleotides. Its product is annotated as kinase-like protein. Gene Ontology annotation, cellular component: cytoplasm. Gene Ontology annotation, molecular function: protein serine/threonine kinase activity; ATP binding. The coding region runs from base 551 to 2494 and encodes 647 amino acids. Gene Ontology annotation, biological process: autophagy; peptidyl-serine phosphorylation. The record is from RefSeq and is a predicted model, not a curated record. NCBI's taxonomy places the organism in Eukaryota, Fungi, Ascomycota, Sordariomycetes, Xylariales, Hypoxylaceae. The transcript has a single exon.